Molecule: messenger RNA, 1086 nt
Organism: Aspergillus bombycis
Lineage: Eukaryota; Fungi; Ascomycota; Eurotiomycetes; Eurotiales; Aspergillaceae
Exons: 2
Coding region: 1-1086 (361 amino acids)
Source: RefSeq, a predicted model, not a curated record
AUGGAACGCGUCGCUAACUCUCAGAAUAAUAACCAUAUUGAUGGUUCGCAAGCUAUACAGGAUGCCCCGAAGUAUGCAAUAGUCCAGACUGGGGCUCUCGUGCCGUGCCCAGCGGAACACGUCCAAGUCAGCAUUUUCUCCUAUACCUGGAGGGACUUUAAGCUCGAUUCCCCAGUUACAGAGAGAAAGCACACUAUGUGCACACAACACGCACAAUUGGUUGGCAAAGCGUUUGUGCAACUCGAUACCUGCUUUAAAUUCAACGAUAGAAAUAUCAUGCCGCAAGAGGAUAUGAAUAUUUUGCAGUAUUCGUGGUACCAAAGAGCAGCGGUGUGCUUGGUGUAUCUCCAGGAUGUCACAUACGACAAAGACACAGAUGACCAUGAUGCGGUGCUAGAACGACUUGGAAGAGCUCGGUGGCUCACAGAGCCCUGGGCCUUGCAGGAACUUAUAUUGCGCCAGCUUUCGGAGUGGACUGGGAUCAAGCAAUACUUUCUCAGCAAUCCUGCCAACGUAAGGCAUGCUUGUAUAGCUAAGCGUAUGUCCUGGGCAGCCACUCGAAACUAUGAUUCGGGUAACGCGGUAUACAGCUUAAGGGAAAUAUUCAAUGUGAGUCUGACUCCGAAACGGGAUGAGCUGCCAUGCGCUGCUUUUCGCCGGUUGCAAAUGAAGCUGAUACAGAAGUAUCCCCAUGAUCUUUCGAUAUUUGCGUGGAAAGUCUGUGAUGAGACUGUGUCUCCCAGUCGCCACACAUUAUUCGCCAAUUCACCUAAGGAGUUUGCCUCUUGCUCCAAGCUUCAACUCAAUACACCCCCGUGGCCAGUGCAACUAGUUUCUGGCGAUGAUGAGAAAGUGGUCCUCAAUCUACCUCUCCACAAUGAGGGGCGUGAUUAUUAUUUGCUAUCUGUGAACUCUCAUGAAUUGGGCACGCAUAGUACUAUUGCCAUCAUGGUCAAAUGGAUACGAGAAAUGUCGUGCUUUAUACGGGUUGAUCUUUGCAAUACUUAUACCUGGUCACAAGAGAUGAAAAUUGGACGAAUUUGUGUCGAAGCAUCCGGGCAGGUGAAGUAUGAACCUACUGUCUGA